This is a messenger RNA of Spinacia oleracea (spinach), 3762 nucleotides long. Its product is annotated as receptor-like protein kinase HERK 1. The record is from RefSeq and is a predicted model, not a curated record. The transcript has a single exon. Gene Ontology annotation, cellular component: plasmodesma; plasma membrane. Bases 910 to 3402 code for a protein of 830 amino acids. Gene Ontology annotation, biological process: protein autophosphorylation. NCBI's taxonomy places the organism in Eukaryota, Viridiplantae, Streptophyta, Magnoliopsida, Caryophyllales, Amaranthaceae. Gene Ontology annotation, molecular function: ATP binding; transmembrane receptor protein tyrosine kinase activity.
AAAAUCUUCUUUGCCACUUGACCAAUAAAGACCACUAAUUUAAGUUGUUCAGAAAAAGCAGCAAAACCAAAGCCAAUUCCGAUUAAACAAACCUGACGGUUAUCCCACCGUUCAUCCGACGGCGACAGCUAAUUCAGCCCUUGACUUUGUCUGCAAUAAAAACCUACCCAUAAAUUUAUUUUUUCUUCAAUCAAAAAAUAAAUAUUGUACUUUAUUUUUUUUGUCUUUCUUUGAUAACAUUUGUUAUUCUUUAAUGUCACUUUCUGGGUUUUAGUUGUCAAUCAUUCCAUUUUUUCUGCUGGAAUACUCUCUUUCAGCAAUCACCAGAUUCAGCACCAACUACUAUUACCCACCUUUUCCCCUUCUUCUUCUUCUUCUUCUUCUUCUUCUUCUUCGAUUUCGAACCCUUUUUUUUUUGUUUUUCAGCAGGAAAUUUAAGGAUUCAUGUUCAUCAGUUUCUCAGCCAAAUCUUUGCUCCAAUUUUAUUGAUUCAGAGCUCAUUUGAUCUAGUAAGCUGCAAUAAUUUUACUUAUUUUGUCAGUUUCCUUUUCUGGCUAUUUGAUAUUUUUUGCGGUUUAUUUUUGUUUCUACUUUUAGACUGUUACAACAUCGAAAACCCUUCAUUUUCUGCUCCUUUUUGCUAGAUUCUUGAUUCAUUCAUUUUAUUGGGUUUGUUGCUAGAUUUUAUGGGUUUUUGAUGACUUGGGAUUUUGGGUAUAGUAUCCUGUAAAAAACCCUGAAAUUUGUUCAAGUUUAUGAGCUAAAAUGCCCUGCCUUAAGUUUCCGGUUGAUGAUUUUCAUUUUCUUGAUUCAAUCUACUGGAUGAGUUAUUGAUCUGUUUUCCCUUCCAAAAUCCGACUUGGGAACCUAGUGUUUUUCCUCGAUUAAGAUCCAUAAGUUUGUUUAGUAAUGAAUUUGUAUCAAAUGCUUGUCAAAGUGGUCAUAUGGAUUUCCAUAAUGGUAUCUCUAGCCUCCUUUUUAGGGAAGGCUAAUGUUGCUGCAACUAAUUACCUCAUAGAUUGUGGAUCCUCUCAAAAUACCACUGUUGGGGAUCGUGUUUUCGCGGCUGAUCGAUACUCGACCCGAUUUCUUUCCAGUCCACAAAAUGUUUUAGGGAGUUCUAGUAGCAGCUCUUCCAAUUUGGCAAUUUAUCAAUCUGCCAGAAUUUUCACAGAAUCAUCUAGGUAUUCAUUGCCUAUCUCCCAGAUGGGAAGAUACUUUAUUCGGCUUUAUUUCUCCCCGUUUGAUCAUGGAACAUACAGAAUGAGCAGUGCUACCUUUAGUGUUUCAGCUCAACAAUUUACACUCCUUAGUGAUUAUACUCCAGAGAGAUCUCCUAUAGUUAAAGAAUACUCAGUGAAUGUGACAUCAGACACCCUUGUUAUCACCUUCAGCCCCUCAGGGAGCUCUUUUGCUUACCUAAAUGCAAUUGAAGUUGUCUCCGUCCCAGAUUCACUCAUUUCAGAUGAUGCUAGCUUACUCAGUCCAACUGGAAGGUACAGCGGUCUAGUGACGCACGCAAUGGAGACAGUUGCCAGGGUAAAUAUGGGAGGACCAUAUGUCAACUACAAUAAUGAUACCCUAUGGAGAACUUGGGUUGUCGAUGAUCGUUUCUUGUUGAACAAUGCAUCUGCUGUUGAUUUGAAUAAUACUGCGGCUGUCCAGUAUAAACAAGGCCAUGCAACAAGGGAUAGUGCUCCAGUUAGUGUUUAUGGCUCAGCCAAAGAAAUGAACUCGAUGAAUAAUCCCACAGCUAAUUUCAAUGUUACAUGGGAGUUCGAUGUGGAGAUGGGGUAUCAAUAUCUUGUGCGGUUUCACUUGUGUGAUAUAUUGAGUACAUCCUUGGAUCAGUUGUAUUUUAAUGUUUAUCUUAAUUCCUGGAUUGUUUCUCGUGAUACUGAUCUUAGUACUUUGACUGGUGCUUUGGCAACCCCGGUUUUUAUUGAUGCUGUUACACCAUUGGCUACUAGCAACAAGCUUCGGAUAGCAGUUGGCCCAUCUCCUGUAUCUAAUGUGUACCCUAAUGCGAUAUUGAAUGGUGUGGAGGUUAUGAAGCUCAAUAAUUCUAGGGGCAGCCUCAGCGGGAAGGUUCUUGUCCAUAUACCUUCAAAGAAAAGCUCAAAAGAAGUAGGGCUGAUAGUGGGUGUUGUUGGGGGUGUUUCUGUUCUUGUAUUGGCUGCUAUCCUUUUCAUCUUCUGUAAAAGAAGUAAACUUAAACGUCAAGGUCUUUCAAAAACGUGGAUUCCUCUGUCCCUUACUGGAGGGACUUUCCACUCAACGGGAAGUAAAUACUCCCAUACUACAGCUACAAGUGUUGAUUUCAACUUGAGUUAUCGAAUUCCUUUUGCAGUGGUUCAAGAAGUUACAAACAAUUUUGAUGAGAGUUUAGUUAUUGGAAUUGGUGGUUUUGGGAAAGUGUACAAAGCAGUCUUAGCUGAUGGUACAAAAAUUGCUGCCAAGAGGGGUAAUCCUCGGUCCCAACAAGGUCUUGCAGAAUUCAGAACUGAAAUCGAAAUGCUGUCACAAUUCCGUCAUAGACACUUGGUUUCUUUGAUUGGAUAUUGUGAUGAAAAAAAUGAGAUGAUUCUGAUCUAUGAGUAUAUGGAAAACGGGACCCUCAAGAGUCAUCUCUAUGGUUCAGGCCUUCCUAGUAUGAGUUGGAAGCAGAGGCUUGAGAUAUGUAUAGGAUCAGCCAGAGGUCUCCAUUACCUUCACACUGGCUAUUCAAAAGCUGUAAUCCAUCGCGAUGUAAAAUCAGCAAAUAUUUUGCUUGAUGAAAACUUCAUGGCCAAAGUUGCUGAUUUUGGGCUUUCGAAGACGGGACCUGAGAUUGAUCAGACCCAUGUAAGUACAGCUGUCAAGGGUAGUUUCGGAUACCUUGAUCCUGAAUAUUUCAGGAGACAGCAACUUACUGAGAAGUCUGAUGUGUACUCAUUUGGGGUUGUCUUAUUUGAAGUACUUUGUGCAAGGCCAGUUAUAGACCCCACACUUCCCAGGGAGAUGGUGAAUUUAGCAGAAUGGGCAAUGAAAUGGCACAAGAAAGGGCAACUGGAUCAAGUUGUAGAUCCCACUCUUGCUGGAAAGGUGAAACCGGAGUCACUCAGAAAGUUUGGAGAAACAGCUGAAAAGUGUUUGGCUGAUUACGGUGUUGACAGGCCUACAAUGGGAGACGUGUUGUGGAACUUGGAGUAUACUCUUCAACUACAAGAAGCCGUUAUUCUAGAUGACCCUGAAGAUAACAGCACUAACAUGAUAGGUGUUCUAUCUCCACAAAUCAACAAUUUCAGUGAGAAUGAUAACAGUGUUACUUCUGUAACUCAGGACACAACCACUGUUGAGGAUCAUUCUGGUGUUUCUAUGAGUAAGGUCUUUUCACAGAUAGUAAAGAGUGAGGGUCGUUAACUUAUAUUUUCGAUGUCUAGAGAGAAUUGUUUCUUCUCUUUUGGUUGGUAAGAGCUGCUGCCGAUAUCCCCCAGGAAGUUUGGACGAGAAUAAUUAUCUUUCUGUACAAAAGUGAUGGUUUAAAAACUGUUGUAUGUUUUUUGGAACCUGCUGUUAACAUAGAACCAUACUUGUCGUCUUCUUUUUCCAUCUUUUGGAUGCCAAUGAGAAAGCUUCCCUUUUUGUAUUCUUGUCCUCCCUGUAAUGAUCUGUUUUCUUGUGCUUAAAUUAGAAUUCCAGGCAAAGUUGUUAUGAUUGAUUCCCAUACUCAAAUAAUUGUAUCCUUGUUGCAGAGCUAAUUAUAUGCUUAUGAUUAUUCCA